Aedes albopictus (Asian tiger mosquito) is the source of this 19157-nucleotide messenger RNA. RefSeq names its product chymotrypsin-like elastase family member 2A. The transcript has 6 exons. Gene Ontology annotation, biological process: proteolysis. The coding region runs from base 15407 to 16945 and encodes 512 amino acids. The record is from RefSeq and is a predicted model, not a curated record. Lineage: Eukaryota; Metazoa; Arthropoda; Insecta; Diptera; Culicidae. Gene Ontology annotation, molecular function: serine-type endopeptidase activity.
CCUACAGAGUAGAAAUAUGAAACAAGUUCACUUAUCGCAUCAAAAUUAGAUCCCACGUAGUCCAUCAGCAUCUGGCUUGCACCUUUCCGAAGAUACACCAUCCAACGAUACGCGCGCGAGCACACACGGUAGUAGACUAAAUUGUAUUCGUCAUUCGUAGACCCUCAUACCCGAACGUGAUGAGGUAGUAACGGAUUGAGUGUAGUAGAAACUCACCAAAGAGGUUCAUCUCGGUGCUCAUAGGCACACAUAGGCACAGUUAGGGACCACAACGUGCUUAAUUAUAGCAAAUUUUAUUUGAAAUUUCGCUUUUAGUUACACAAGGUUUUAACGUGUUAUGUCGUCGUCGUAAACUUAUAGAUAUUUUAACUACUACGUAACGUUUUUAAUUUUAAUUUAUUGUGAAUAUAUUUGGUAAUUGUCUUGAUGUUUUUAAUUGAUUUUAAUUUGUUUUGUGUAGGAAAAUAAAUGUUUUAACGUGUUGCAACAUUUAUUUUUCCGAGGUGGGGGGAUAGUGUAACCGUGUGUUACAUAAUUAGAAGAUUUUUAAUAUGUGCUAUUUUAUUUGGAUACUGUCACGUCUCUUAGGUUAGUAGGUGUUGGGUUAGUAGGGUUAAUUAAAUUAAAUAGAAAUAAAAUUGUAUGUUUGUUAGUAGGGUUAGUUAUUUUCAAUUUCAAAUGAUGUAAAACAUUACAACGGUACAGAGUGGGUACAAGGAGCAGACAUGUUGGGAUAAUAGUGGGUACAACAUGAUAAGGCGGGCGAAGAUCCUAUACAAAAGGGGUGGUGGAACAAUAGUUGUCUCCAUAUAGAAGGGAUUGUAAGGAUUAAGGCGCAAAACCAAUCCGCCAUCCCUCAAUGUAAUUCUGGCGUUCGUGUGCUUCGGAUCAUUUAGAAGAAAAUUAAAAAGUGUCCCAGUAGUUAUUGUAGUGAGUGGCAAAACCAGUUGGGAGUACACUAAAAGUUAAUUCAGGACCUUUUGUGGUACCUUAAGGUACACCACCGCCAUUUUGUACGCCAACCUUUGGGGUUGGUGAAGCACACGACUCGGCCUAGUGGUCCCUUGCUGGCCACUACGCCUAACCGCAAACGAGUAAACCCGCUCUGGUCUUGCGAGGCCAUAAUAGUUAAGGAGUGAUUCCUCGGGACCCAUAAGGGUGCCCUAACCGUAAAAGAGGACCCCUCUCGGCAGAGUCUAUCCGGCCUUGUCCUGGGCUCUGUCGAUGUCCGUCAAGGAGGGAAGACGCCAGCGAGACACGUAGAUCGCACCAUUCCGUCAAGCCGAUCUACUACAGAUCCAACAGCCAUUUUCCGACCAUCAUUCCACCACCCCAAGCCGUAAAUCCGCCGGCGGACAAGGCCGUCCAGCCCGCAGCAGCAUCGGCGAGCGCUCGUCCACCGUCCAAGACACCAGGCAGAGCAUCACCAACAGUAGCAGUACCGGUACGUCCCCAAUAUUCAAUAAAUAGCCCACUCUAUACCCACAAAUAUCAUAGAUCUCUUAAUAAAUUACACCCACACCAUACAAUCAAUAGUCAUCAAUAAAUAUCUUUAGUUUUCAUUCAAAUUUUACAUAGUUUUCCCCUAACCCAAGAAAGGUGACAGUACUCUGCACGCUGGUCGCGAAGCCCCUCCGAUUGCCCAGUAGUAAGCCGACCUUGAGACACAGCUCUAAGGGUCACUUGCUGCUGUAGUAUUACCGCGAGUUUUGUCCGGGUAACAACUUUGACCCUAUAACUUUAUUCAUGUUUGGAUGCUCUACAACAAGAAGAACUUUUUUUGAAAAUUCUCUAUAGUUAUUCCCAUACAAACCUAAUUUGCUCUUGGGCCACCAUUAAAUCACCACCGAAAUGGCUGAAAAUUUGACAGGACUCAAGUUUUGCACCAAGGAUUGUAAUGAACAUAUGGGAGCUUUGAGUUUUAAACAUUUUUGAAGUCUGAACUGCCCUAAUGCACAGCUUACAUGAUCAUUGUCACAAAGCCGACGACACCAGCAGCGAGAGAGCGAGUGUGAACGAACUCCCCGCGACUGCGACUGGGUGUAUUUCGGGAAACUCGUGACUUUUUUCCCAAACUCAUUCAUGCGUUACAGUUUCGAUGCUAUUUCUGUUUUGUUUUCACUCCCGACUUUGUGUAAUUAUCAACCGCCAACCCAACCAACCAACGCAAUGCAACGGUAGAAAAGAAAGGAUGCAAAAAUAAACCCAUUACCUACGGGUUUUCUUUUUCACUUGGGAGAUAAUGAAUCACCGCUGUCGAGGUUCUUUUCUUGCGCUGCUUACAUGAGACCGAUUUUUGUAAAAAAAAGUCAGUAGCUAUGUGUAAUAAGCACUGAAAUACACAUUUUUUUGCUGGUAUUCAGAAAACUUGCAUUACCAAAUGUUUUGCAGAAACUCAGCAAAAUCUUACUUGAAAUUCAGCAAUUGCCAGUGCCGGAUUUAGGAGGGGGCCAGGGGGGCCAGGGCCCCGGGUCCCCACAUUUCAGGGGCCCCCACAAAAUUUAACUUCACAAAAAAAAACUGAAGCAAGAAAAAAAUUAGUGCAAGACACUUCUUUUGAUUUAAUUUUUGUCAUAAGAACUUCAAAUCACUGUCUACUGAUAUGUUGUGAUUCUUUUGAGAAAGACAACAACUAUUUUUCUAGCUCAUUAUGAAAUUAAAAACAUUGCCUCCAAAACUUAUUUCCCUUAUUUUUUUUGCUAAUGAAAAAUUACCCGAAAUCCUGAAGAAAAAAAAUCUAUUGAACUCUAGAGGAACUCGAAAAGUCUAUAAAUUGUAGAGUCAAAAAGUUCUUGCUAAAUAUGUUUGUUUUUUUUUCUGUUUAAAGUUUUUGAAAAUAUUUUGUAGAAUUUUCUAUAUCUUGGAAUAAAUGAUUUUUUUUUCGAAACUUAGAGGUGCUUUUGAAGCUCUUGAUUUUGAUUUCUCUAAGACAGCUAACGACUUACUCAAAUCAGAAAACACCAAAACUGUUACAACAUAUUUUUAGAGGAAAUCUAACUUGAAAUUAAGGCAGACUAUUUAGAAGAGUUUCAGUCCGUUUUUUUUAGUUAGGAGAUUUGCUUGGUAAAGUAAGGAUGGAAUCCAUGGCGAACUGAUAAAAGCCAUAGAUUUCUAGAGAAGAAUAAAUUUGUGGAGAAAUUAGUAAAAAUGUAUCCGGGUUUUUAGCUAAUUAUUUUCAAAAAACUUUACAGAAAAUUCAAUUAGAAAUUAAUUCUAAAAUUUCUUCAGCAUUUUCUAUUAUACUUUCCUCUUUGAUUUCACAGGUUUGAUGAAAAAUCUUUUGGGAGGCUUCCAGAACCUUCCCUAGCAGUCACGUUAGAACAAGUUUUUGUAAUAUGUUCUUUCUUCAUAGUGAUCGACCUGCAACUUCUCCAGAGAUUGCAGCACGGACCACUAGAAAUUAUCUUUGGAUUCCGCAAAAACGACAACGAUUGUGUUAAUAUCAGCUUCUCGCAGUCUCUCCAUGAGCUCUGGCAUGAAUUUCCACAAAAUCUGGAAUCUAAUGCCGCCAAUACAUUUGUGAAAAGCAUUUUUAACUUUAUAUGCAUUUCUACGCUAGAAUUUCAAAUUCGUUAUGAAUAAAUUGAUUGGAUAUCAACAUCAUUCCUAGCUCUGUAUUUUGUUUUAGAUUCAAAUUCUUCCCUAACGACGUUAAUAUCUUUCUUCAUUAACAUAAUUAAAAAAUAUCGAUAUUUUUUUACUUUUUUUUUCUAUGUUUAUGGGUAAAAAUAUAUCCUAUAUAAAAGGGGCCCCCACAACACUGCGGCCCCGGGCCCCCACAUUUGUAAAUCCGGCCCUGGCAAUUGCUAUUGAUAAUUUUUUGAUUGCUAAACGCAUGAUGUGCGGUGUGCCAGACCAGACGGGUGCAGAUAUUCUGGUCAUAACUGACGUAUAUUAGCACACGGCAUGAACAUUCACAUCGUUUUGUUUAUCAAUAAUAUUGACGAAUGGAUGAGCAGUGGGACACGCGAAAAAGUUUGCUUAGCAAGCAAACGUACAUAGAUAGAGCCUUGCAGCGAACGCAAUGAAACCGGUUGAUAACGCUGGCUGACUUUGUUGGAAGCAUUAGGAAGUAGCGAUAAGCGCUGUCCGGCUUCUGCUGGUUUUUGAUAAGGAAAAGUAUGCAUAGAUGUUAAUACGGUGCAAAAUGGUUGUUUGAAUGCGGAACAGUAGCAAAAUGCAGAAUUUACAGUUUCUCUGUGCCGUCAGUAUGGAAUUUGGGAUAUUUCAACGUGUUUCGGAAUUUGACUGCUACUAAGACCGUAGGAUAUCACGCCAUAUCAAACUAACAGUGACAAUAAAAACUACGUGCUUGAAUUCCUAAACUCGACAAUUCUGAACUGCGGCCCCAAGGGAAACAAAAAAUAGAGGGCGUUCAAUUCAUAAAAGCUUCAGCAGAAUUCCUUCAGAAAUUUAUUCAGGGAUUCCCUCAGAAGUUCAAUCAGGAAGUUUAUUCAAUCAUUUCUCUGGUAGUUCCUUCAGAAAUUUCUCCAUGUUUUUCUUCUAGGAAUCCUCCAAGAAUUUCUUCUGAGAUUUAUUUAAAAGCUCCGCCAAGGCUUCUCCUCGAGUUCAAUCAGAAAUCCUGAUUCCUUCGGGAAUUCAAUCAAUGAUUGAUUCAAGAAUUCUUCAGUUAUUAGUCCAGUAAUUUAUUCAGGGAUUUCUUUAGGAGUUCCUUCAAACAUUCUUCUAGAAGUUCUGAUAGAUGUUUCUCCUGACGUUAAUUCAAGGAUUCCGCUAGAAAUUCCUUCAGAGAUCCUCCAGGAAUUUAUUCUUCAAUUCCUCCAGGAAUUGCGUAAAUGAUUCUUCCAGGAAUUUCUUCGUGAAUUCCUCUAAGACUUUUUCGAAGGAUUCUCCAGCAAGGAUUCGUCUAAAAAUUCAAUAAGAGAUUUCUUUUGGAAUUCUUUGAGGAAUUUCUCCUGCAAUUUCCUAAGGCAUUUCUCCAGGAAUUCCUUAAGGGAUACUUCCAGGAAGCCCUUCUGGGAUUCCUCCAGGGUUUUCUUCAAGGAUUUUUCUUGAACUCCUUGAUGGAUUUCUUCUGGGAUUCAUUGAGGGAUUUCUGCAGGAACUCUUCACUGAUUCCUGCAGGGAAUUUAUUCUAGAAUUCUUCGUGGGACUUUUUCCCGGAAUUCAUCAAGAAAUUUAAUCAUAAACUGCUUUAUAGAUACUUCUAGAAACUUGUUCAGAAAUUUCUUCGAAGAUUCCUCUAAAAAUUUCUUCUUCAAUUCCUCCAGCAAUUGCUUCAAUGAUUUUACUUGAAAUCUUUGAGGAUUUCUUCUUAUUGAGGAUUUCUUCUUAUUCUUCUUCUUAAAUUGCUAGAGAAAUUUCUCCAGGAACUUCUUAAAGAAGGAUCUACUUUUUCAGAAUUCUAAGAUGUAUUUGGCUUGGAGUCCUUAUUGGAUUGUUUGUGGAAUUUCUUGAGCGAUAUUUCCAAGAACUUCUUCAAUGAUUUCUCCAGGAGUUUCUUCAAGGAUUGAAAUAGAAAAGCUACACGAAUUUCUUCUUGAAGUCCGUGGAGCUUGGAAUUGUUGUGGACAAGCGGGUACCCCCAGGAAGUAAUUUGUGUUUACACUUUGACGCUCGCGAAGUAGUGAAGCGACGACAAUUUGCGCGCCUACUGGGAUUGCUUGAUGUGCAUUUUGCAGACCAUGUGCUACAGGCGUGCAUUGGAAGCCUAGUCGAAUAACAGUGUAGAUUCAGUACCACACAUCCUCCUUCUCAGAGAUGAAUACAGUAACAGAAGCGUGCAAGCUCAGAUACUAUAUGAUUUUCAAUUUCUUUUCGUUCAUUUUAAUCACCAGCCUUCGAUGUCGUUCCUGUUUUAUUUAAUUUGUAUUAAAAGAAUCGAUAACCAAUAAGCAGUGAGCGAUAAUAGUUCUUUUCCAUGUUGGAAGUUGUGCGCAGCCUUCGCAUUUUAAUCAGCACCACGGAUCAUUCAUCACAAUAAACUUGCAAAACUUAGGUACUAAACAAAUACUAAAUUUGGCUAGUUUUGUUAUGUUUUUACUAUGACUGCUUACCAAACCAAAAUAUGUAAUCCAAGUUUCACAGUUCUUCCCUUAUGCGUAUCUUCUGCAUGAAUUAUUUCUAAAUUGCAGCAUCUUCUAGGAAUAUCAUUUCAUCUAUUUGCUGAAUAGUCCAAAAUGUCUCAUCACCUCUUCGGUCAGAUUCUGAUGGAACAGCAAUUAUACAUCAAACAAAAGUUUAGAAGUUUGUGCGUCAGACCAUAUGAUAGAUCAAUUGAGACCCAGGACAGAAUUUCUUACAAAAGUAAGGGUGCGGUCAUCCGGACACGCUGUGGACUGUUGUUACUGUCGCCAUGAGACAGAGUUUCUUACAAAAGUAAGGGUGCGGUCAUCCGGACACGCUGUGGACUGUUACUACUGUUGCCAUGAGACUGAGUUUCUUACAAAAGUAAGGAUACGGUCAUCCGGACACGCUGUGGACUGUUUUUAUUGUUUUCAAAGAUUGAUUGGAAGAUGCUAAAUUAUCUGAAAAUUUUGGAUGAAAUCAAAUAACAUUCAAUACGUGCAGUUACACAAUCUCUGUUACAGUAUGAAGCUCAUUCCCGAACAGUGAAAUUGCUUCUACAUUUCUUUUUUGGUAAAUUAUAUUAGAAAUUCGACAAUUUGAUUACAGAAUUGGUUUAACAAUACUGAUUCACAGUAAACUGUUCAAAAAUAUUAUUGUCACAUAGCAGACACCAGGGAGAGACAGAACGUGAUCAAACAUUCUCAUGUGUCGUCCAAUCCCAGUCAACCAGUCAUCGUAUAAGAUGUUGUAUAAGAUGUUAAAGUGGAGGCGAUAUGCGUAUAUUUUACAUGCGCCUAAAUUGAGGCAUGCAUGCAUAUGGCCUCCACUUUAUCAUCUUAUGCAACAUCUUAUACGAUUACUGGUUAUCUGAGAUUCCUCUAACAUAUUUUUUACUGAAAUUGUAUUGAAAAUACAAUAAUUGUUUUCAGUAUUACUGAGACAAUUUCUUUGGAAAUCAAUAACACUAAUAUUAAAUAUGAAACGAAAGUCAUGAACUUAUAGCCUUUACACGUUAAAUUUCGGACACCAAAUUUUCACAUUUCAAUAAAUGUUCAACUCGCUGUAAUUUUUCGAAAAGGGCAUCAAAUAUUUUCAAAUUUUUAGUGUAAGUUCAUCAAUUAGUUGAGUAUCAGUGGUUCCAAUUUGGAAAAGAUCGGGCCAUUCUACACGAAGUUAUAAAGGUUCUAGAAAAAGGUAUAAUUUUCCGAUAGCCAAAUUUGAGCUGUUAUAUCUCCGGAUUCAAUGAACCGAAUGCAAUGAAAUUUUGGUAAUUUAUGACUUAUAUAAUGAACUUUGAAAAACAGUUGACCUAAUUUGAAAUUUUUAAUAAGAAAAAAAGUUAUAGCGAUUUCAUUAAUUCUUUGUUUUUUUAGUAAUUUUAUCUAUUUUUCAUAUGCAUCUUAUUACUUUUUCAAUUUAAUGCCGGCUAUUUGGUUGCUUUCCUUUGAAACAUAAAUAUAUUCAAGUCUAUUAGACGGAAGUUAAAUGAACUAUAAUUACUAUCUCGAAUUUUGAAACGAUGAUAAAGUUUUGGAUAAAUUGGUGUUAUAUUGGAAAAAUUAUCUAAUCGUUAUAUUUUUCUUCCGUGUAAAGAAUUUAAAGAAUUUUAAGUUUAGUCAAAUGUUUUCAAUAGUUUAUUAUAUAAGUCAUAAAUUAUCAAAAUUUCUUUGCAUUCGGCUCAUUGAAUCCGGAGACAUAACAGCUCAAAGUUGGCUAUCAAAUAAUUAUACCUUUUCCUAGAAUAUUUCUUACUUUAUAUAGAAAAGCCCGAUCUUUCCUAAAUUUUGACCACUGAUACACAACUAGUUGAUGAACUUACAAUAAAAAAUGAAUAUUUGAUGCCCUUUUCGAUGCCGCCUCGAUUUUGCGUAUGCCUCGUUAACCAGAGAUGGAAUUUAUUUAUUUAUUUAUUGUCUUUAUUAACGAGACUUUCAGCCCUUGGCUGGUUCGUCUCGUAUUAAGAAUAUGAAUCUCUAGGACCGAAAAUUGCCACUUUGAAGAAACUCUUCCUGAAAUGAAACAAAUUCAUGGUUUGAAGUAUCGCUGUGAAUUAUCAGAAAUCUAUCGAUUCACGUUAAUCUACUCUAUAAUGAGUAAAACAUUCCAAAUUUCGUGCACGGUUAAACUAAAGAAGAUUAUUGUGAAAAUAUGUUCAAUUAGAAUCAGAAGUAUAUUUUAUUAGAAAAAUCAAGAACGAAAAACAUGACCACAGCUGUGAGAAUAAGCUAGCAAAUAUGGAAAAUAGGCCCCUGAAAUUUGAGAUUUCGAGCAGCUCACUAAAAUGUGUUCACUGAAACUAACUGUACAUGUAAUGUAUAUUUUUCUAUGUUUCUACGACCUUUAAUUCAUGUUUGAGUGGUAUUUUAUUUGAUGUUUAUAUCAUUGUUUUCGGGCUGCAAAACGGUGAGUCGAUAAGUAGAGCGUGCAACAUAGCUCUGGUCCUCACAAGUUCCUACCUCAUUCUUCCACGGGUCAAGCGAUGACAUAAACCGCCAGCUAAGAGUUGUGUGCUUAGCUGGUAGUGCAGCCUGGGCACUGUUGUCCUCCUGACUUCAGCUAGAUUGAGGCGGUAUGUCUCGAGCGUCUGUUCGCCAAGGAGGUGUGGCUCAAACAGCGUCUGUUCUGGCAUCCAGCGGCUGAAUAAGAAACGCUGCACCACGUCCAGCUAGAUCCAAGGUGGUAGCCCCAUCAGCGUGGUCGUCCUAGUGUUGUUUGGGACGUUAAACAGAACUGGCACGAUGGCCCUCCGGCAAGAUAGGAGUGUUGGCGUAGGCCCAAUAAGCCACCCGUUAAAAUCCCCAUUGCGAAUAACGUAGGAGAAAAUACGACUCGAUAUAAUCGGCAAACACCCACUCGACGAAAUAUGGACUACGAUUGGAAAUUCGGAACAUGGAAUUGCAAGUCACUAGGUUUCGCAGGAUGUGACAGGAUAAUUUACGACGAACUACAUCCCCGCAACUUCGACAUCGUGGCGUUGCAGGAACUUUGUUGGACUGGACAGAAAGUGUGGAAAAGCGGGCAUCGAGCGGCUACCUUCUACCAAACCUGUGGCACCACCAAUGAACUGGGAACAGGAUUUAUAGUGUUGGGCAAGAUGCGACAACGUGUGAUUGGGUGGCAGCCGAUCAACGCAAGGAUGUGCAUGUUAAAAGUUAAGGACCGUUUCGUCAACUACAAUAUCAUCAACGUCUACUGCCCACACGAAGGGAGACCUGAUGACGAGAAAGAAGCGUUCUACGCGCAGUAGAGCAAAUAUACGCCGCUUGCUCGCCGCGUGACGUGAAAAUCGUUGUCGGCGACAUGAACGCGCAGUUAGGAAGGGAGGAAAUGUACAGACCGGUAAUCGGGCGAAACAGCCUGCACGCCGAAUCGAAUGACAACGGCCAGCGAUGCGUAAACUUUGCAGCCUCCCGUGUUAUGGUAGUCCGAAGCACCUUCUUUCCCCGCAAAGAUAUCCACAAAGCGGAGAUCACCCGACCACCAAACAGAAAACCAAAUCGACCACGUUCUAAUCGACGGUAAAUUCUUCUCGGAUAUAACCAAUGUCCGCACAUACCGCAGUGCGAAUUUAGAUUCGGAUCACUACUUAUUCGCUGUAUGCAUGCGCUCAAAACUAUCGACAGUUAUCACCACGCGUCGAAGUCGAACGCCGCGACUCAACAUCGCGUAGCUGCGUAACGUAGACGUGGCUCAAGAUUACGCGAAGCAGUUAGCAGUGCCCCUACCAACGGAAGACCAGCUUGGCGCAGCUACACUUGAAGAUGGCUGGAGGGACAUCCGAUCCGCCAUAGGUAGUACCUCGGCUACAGCACUAGGCUUCGCGACUCCGAAUCACAGAAACGACUGGUACGACGGCGAAUGUGAACAGUUGAAAAACGAGAAGAAUGCAGCAUGGGCGAGAAUGCUGCAACACCGUACGAGAGCGAUUGAGGCACGUUACAGACAGGUGCGGAACAGACAUAACUCAGUCUUCCGGAUGAAGAAGCGCCACCAGGAAGGACGAAAUCACGAAGCGAUGGAAGAGCUGUACCGCGCUAAGGACACACGAAAGUUCUACGAGAAGCUGAACCGCUUGCGCAGAGGCUUUGUGCCGCAAGCCGACAUGUGCUGAGAUAAUCACGGGAAUAUUCUCACGAGCGAGCGUGAGGUGGUCGAGAGGUGGCGGCAGCAUUACGAUGAGCACCUCAAUGGCGACGUUGCAAGUACCGAAGGUGGCGUGGUAACAGAUCUAGGAGUACGUGCACAGGACGAAAGACUUCCGGCUCCUGACCUCCAAGAGAUUGAGGAGGAGGUUUGCCGGUUGAAAAACAACAAAGCCGCUGGAGCAGAUCAACUACCAAGCGAGCUUCUAAAAUACGGUGGAGAAGCACUGGUGAGAGCACUACACUGGGUCAUUACCAAGAUUUGGAAGGAGGAAGUAUUACCGGAGGAAUGGAUCGAAGGUAUCGUGUGUCCCAUCUACAAAAAGGGCGACAAGUUGGAUUGCGGAAACUACCACGCGAUAACACUUCUGAGCGCUGCUUACAAGAUACUCUCUCAAAUUUUAUGCCGCCGUCUAUCACCGAUUGCAAGAGAGUUCGUGGGGCAAUAUCAGGUUUUAUUUAUGGGUGAACGCGCUACUACGGACCAGAUGUUCGCCAUCCGCUAGGUGUUGCAGAAAUGCCGCGAAUACAACGUGCCCACACAUAACUUGUUCAUCGAUUUCAAAUCGGCGUAUGAUACAAUCGAUCGAGACCAGCUAUAGCAGAUUAUGCACGAAUACGGAUUCCCGGAUAAACUGAUACGAUUGAUCAAGGCGACGAUGGAUCGAGUGAUGUGCGUAGUUCGAGUAUCAGGGACACUCUCGAGUCCUUUCGAAUCUCGCAGAGGGCUACGGCAAGGUGAUGGUCUUUCGUGCUUGCUGUUCAACAUUGCUUUAGAGGGUGUAAUUAGGAGAGCGGGGAUAAACAAGAGUGGAACGAUUUUCACGAAGCCCAUUCAGCUGCUUGAUUUCACUGAUGAUAUUGAUAUUAUUGCUCGCAAAUUUGAGACGAUGGCGGAAACGUACAUCUGACUAAAGAGUGAAACCAGGCGAAUUGAAUUUGUCAUUAAUGUGUCGAAGACAAAGUACAUGAUGGCAAAGGGCUCCAGGGAGAAAUCACCACGUCCGCCACCCCGAAUUUAUAUCGACGGUGAUGAAAUCGAGGCGGUUGAAGAAUUCGUGUACUUGGGCUCACUGGUGACCGACGACAACGACACCAGCAGAGAAAUUCAGAGGCGCAUUGUGGCAGGAAAUCGUGCCUAUUUUGGACUCCGCAGAACUCGACGAUCGAAUAAAGUUCGCCGUAACACGAAGUUAAAUAUCUACAAAACGCUGAUUAGUCCGGUCGUCCUCUAUUGGCACGAAACAUGGACCCUACAUGCAGAGUACCAACGGGCCCUUGGAGUUUUUGAACGGAAGGUGUUGCGUACCAUCUACGACGGAGAGCAGAUGGAAGACGGGACUUGGAGAAGGCGAAUGAACUACGAGCUGCAUCAGGUGCUGAGAGAACCAACCAUCGUCCAUACCGCGAAAAUCGGAAGGCUACGGUGGACGUCAUCAGGAUGUCGGAGAGCAACCAGACUGAAAUGGUUCUCGAGGGUCAUCUGACCGGUACAGGAAGACGUGGAGCGCAGCGAGCUAGGUGGGUCGACCAAGUGGUGGACGAUCUACGGACCCUACGCAGAGUGCGGAACUGGAGCACGCUAUGUCUGAAUCAGCAGAUUAUAUAAAUCGAAUGUACCACAGGUUUCUUUCCACCAAACAUCAGUAUUCAAGCUAUAUUUUCAUGUGCAGAAGGUUUCAAAAUAUUCUAUCGGUGAAAACACUUCCAUACAUUUUGUAUGGAAGAGAAAUUGGCCGAUAACGAGAAUUUCAUACAAAUUUGUAUGAAAAAAAGCUAAAAAUACGAGAAAAUCAAAAUUUCCCCGAUGAAAUAUCUUAAAAGUUUCCGCAUAUUAUAUUAUAGCAUGGUAUUCGAUGUUCUGUGGAAAGAAACUUGAUGUACAUUCAAUUUUUGUAAUCUGCUGGUUCAGACAUAGCGUGUAGAGACAAACAGCCAUGGACCGAGUGGAAUGGAGACGGUAAAAGGUUAUUGCGGCCAUAAUAAUUACAAAAUGCACCAUAGGAAAAUCAAAAUGCACCAUAAAUAAUUAAGCAAUGUACCGACAAAAUGCACAGCUUUCUCCAUAAAUAAAUAGAAAUGUUCCAUAAUAAAUUAAAAAUGUAGCGGUAAACCAAAGAAAAUUCUAGUUAAAAAUGAAACAUUGUAUCAAUAAAAAAUUAAAUAAAACACCAUAAACAAAUAAGUUUGCUCCAUAAAAAAUAAUAAAAAUAUCCAUAAAUAAUGAACAUUUGCUCCAUAACUAUACCAUAUUUGCUCCAUAAAAAAUUAAAAUUGCACCAUAAAUAUCAUCAAAUUGCACCAUUAACAAACUAUAAGUUUUACCUCAAAGAAUGCAAAAUCUACAAAAAUAAUCAAAUUCUGCAUCAUUAGCAGUAUUUCAAUGGCUAGUAGCACUGGAAAUAUGUAAGUUUAUAGUAAUAUGUGGAAUUUAAAAGGCUAUAUUCUGCACCUUCUGCCUAAAUUUAAAAAAAAAUCAAAUCUGACUAUACAUGUCAAUGGUUGCUCCUCCGUGAUUGAUCUGAGCUGGUACCAAUUGUACUGGGAUCCAAAUGAAUGAGGGCUGGGACACUCCACUUAUUCUAAAAGUGCAAUUUAAGCAGCUCAUACAUUCUUGAUCAAUAACGGCGCCGGCCACGUCCUUAUAGUCAGUUAGGAAGGGAAAGGAAUGUUCUAACAUUCUAGUGUGCUGGUUGUUGCUACUAAAGACCGAGAUCACCUCUGCAUCCCCACAACCAGCACGGAUGCGAUCCAUGGAUAGGGGUUAUUUUUAUAGUGUUCGUGAUAGAUUGUGUGGUGAAUAAGGUGAAUAAGGUCAAGCGGUACAGCACGCUUUGGUUGCAUAACUUGUAGGCGUUAUAUAUACUGUGCUGUGAGAAGAAGUUGGAAAUGAGGGAAACGACUUUUUUCCAAUUCGUUUCUGGUUCUAGUGAAGACUAUGAACAUAUGAAUAUACAUUAGUUGUAUAUGUAGAGAAGAGAGAGCGAGAGAAAGUGGAUAGAAAGAUAUAAAGUAGGAUGAAAGGAACGGGCCAGGGAUUGAACCCAUGACCUUCUGCAUACGAAUCAGAAGCGGUAGCCACUAGACCACCAAACCCGUUUUCUGCUCCUCCUGAUAAUCUAAAAAGAAUCUAAUAAAAAGAACGUCAGUUGUUAUCAGGAUACUUAGUUUAUUUUAUAAUUAUAUAAAACAUGGAUUAAUUUUUUGAUAAUUUUUCCGAUCAAAUUGAAAUCAUUAACAAAUAUAAUAUAUUUACAUUACAUAUUAUGUAAACUCCAAGGGUUAACCCUUCUUUCAAAAUGCGGAUUCUUUUAAUACAUGCGGCGUAGCCUGUGGAUGCGUUGUAACUGUGUCGAUUCGGUUAUAGGUAAUCCACAAAUCCAUGAAUUUGCCCGGUAUAAUGCAAACAGAGAUGUUAUCCCGUGAGCGUUAGCGAGUUCGAACAGCAAGCGAUUAUCCGGUAAAUUGCAUUCAUAGUGUUUCCAUCUUUUAAGUCGUUCUAUCAUAGAUGCGUGCUUCGGUACAUGGUUUCUGUUUAUUUUCUUCUUACUUUUCAUAUUAACAUUAUCCCAUCCACAUCCUAAAACUAUAUGUCGUUGGACACUGCAGCAAUGGUACAAUAAGAUUAAAUUUAUGUAGCUUUUACAUUCUUUGUGGUGAAAUUUACAAUUUGUUUAUGGUGCAAUUUGAUUAUAUUUAUGGUGCAAUUUCAAUUUUUUAUGGAGCAAAUAUGGUAUAAUUAUGGAGCAAAUGUUCAUUAUUUAUGGAUAUUUUUAUUAUUUUUUAUGGAGCAAACUUAUUUGUUUAUGGUGUUUUAUUUAUUUUUUUAUUGAUACAAUGUUUCAUUUUUAACUAGAUUUUUUUUUGGUUUACCGCUAUAUUUUUAUGUUUUGAGGUUAUGGCUUUCAGUCUUGGAAGAAAAACUCAAAAACGGAUUGUUAAGUCUCCAUCCAUAGUUAGUAAGUAACAUACACAUAAAAUCAUAAACACAACAUAAGAAAAUCAUUGUCCACAGAAUCCUUGAGAAAGGCACAAUAUAGUGACCGAAACGUCGGAUUAAGACUUAACAAUCCGUUUUUGAGUUUUUCUUCCAAGACUGAAAGCCAUAACCUCAAAACAUAAGAUCAACAGUCGAUUCCUUAAGAAAGUGCUACAUUUUUAAUUUAUUAUGGAACAUUUAUAUUUAUUUAUGGAGAAUGCCGUGCAUUUUAUCGGUACAUUACUUAAUUAUUUAUGGUGCAUUUUUGUUUUUCUAUGGUGCACUUUCGUUAUCUAUGGGUGCAUUAAAUAGGCUGCCAAUGGAGACGGCUACUAUGUACAGCAGAGGCCACCCCGGCCUUAGCCUGAUCGGUAAAGGUAAGUAACAUUGUUUUCGAGUUUCUGUAGUUUUUAGGUGUCCGAAAUUCAGCGUGGUUCAAUCAACGACCAUGAUUUUAGAUGCAUAAUGAUGUGCAGAUUUCAAAAUCAUGCUAUAUUUCUUAAGUAGAAUAGUUACAGCUGCAAAUCGAAUUUUUUUAUGUUCAAAAAUAAGGAAAUUACUAAAAUUUUAAGAUCUUGAGUGCACUAAUUUCAAAUCUUUCAGCAUGAAUAAAAAGCUGAAUACAAUCUCUAUCGAUCAUUAGAACAAUAAUUUAGUGGAAGAUUGAAAAAAAAACGCGAUGUAACCAACGCACACCAGGACUAGCUUCAUCAGAACUUCUAUUUAACUGUUUAUAAAAUCCAAAACAAGCCUGUUGGACUUCAUAAGAUGAGUCGGCUGAAUACUCAAGAAACCAAUCCACUACCGUGUUGUAUUUUUUCUCUUUCGACUAAGAGUUUUGAUGAAUGGAAUUUGACCCUUUUAUCGUAUGCAUCUGCUCAAUCGAUAAGAUUUAUACUUUAUCUACCAGCUGGAACUGGCCAUUGAUUGGAAAUGAAACGUGGCGAUAAGCAGUGAUAAGCACGAGGGAUCUUGUUUCUUCAGUUUACGCAAUAAAUAGGAAUUAGGUUUGCGUCGAGAUACGUAAGAAUUUUAUCAUAUUUAUAUUUAUAUUUUUUUUUCUGGGCGACAUUUAACAUGCGGUAUUCCAAAGUUUACUAAUGAGUUGACGUAAUACCUACGACGACACAGUUCAAGCGGAAUAAUAGAACCGGUUUGACUUCCAUCCAUUCAUCACGCAGACGUAGCGUCUACGUAGUAUGAAGAUACCGUCGUCGUCACUUUUGUAGUCAGUUCUGGUCACAAUCUCGCAGAGAUGAGAUCCAACAUUAUUCUGACCCUGGUUCUAAAUUUCACCGUUGCGGCGGAGAAUCCGAAUCCGAAUGUCUCCAGUUGCGGUACAACGAUACACAACAUCCAGAAGCCACUGAUCGUGAAAGGUGUGGCAACCGGAGAGCCGGGUCGUUGGCCGUGGCAUGCGGCGAUAUGGCAUCGAGUAUCCCGCAAAGCCCAUGCCUACGUCUGCGGUGGAACUUUGUUGAGUGAUCUGUACAUCCUGACGGCAGGCCAUUGUGUGUCGAAAGAUGGCAACGCUCUAAACGAGCGACUGUUCACCGUUCAGUUGGGCUCGGUUAAGCAGAAUCUUCUGCUGAGCGGUUUUCCGGUUCAGAAUAAAGCGGUUGCUGAAGUGUUCCUGCACGAGGAAUUUUCCUCGCGUGACUUUCGAGCCGAUAUUGGACUACUGGCACUGAAAACCAGAGUUGAUUUAAACGAAUAUGUGCGGCCUAUUUGUCUGCCGAUGCGGGACCUGCGAAGUGAUUUCAGUAGUGCUGUUGGGCGGAUGGCGGUAACCGUGGGGUUCGGAAUGACCGAAAGUGGGGACAAUUCGGAUGAUCUACGGCAACUGAAUGUGUCGAUAGUGGACUAUGUAACGUGUUUGCAAAGCAAUCGGGAAGUUUUUGGGAGAUCAUUAUCGGAGGGCAUUAUCUGUGCCGGAGCUGUUCAAGGAGGCACCGUGUGCAACGGAGACAGUGGAGGGGGAUUAUACACCGAAGAAGCUGAUGGACGAUGGGUGAUCCGUGGAGUGACCAGUUUCACUGCGCAACGUGGAUGGGAUGAUAGCAGCUGCAGCUUGAAGGAUUACUCUGCUUUCGUCAAUGUAUCGUUCUAUGAACCGUGGAUUCGUUAUGUGAUGGAGAAUGACCAACAAGAAGGAUUUUUCCAUAGGAACUUGAAAGAUGAAAAGAUCGUCAAAAUGAAAGUUGUUCAUGACGAUACACCAGAAGUCUCUCAAGAGCUGAGAUUAAGCGACAAAAAAUGUCGGGAAUACAAGAGAAAGGGUCUCGUUGUAACCGGUUUACGAGGACCAGGACACAUUUACUUACAAAUUAACGACAAACCGAUGGGGUUGGCAUACUACUUGAAUGACCGUUAUGCUCUGACUACAGCGAACCUGGCCAGAAAUUGCAUGAACGCUGUUUGUCAAACAAUAUUGGGUAAAAAAGUUCAACAAGUAAUACUGCAUCCGAAGUUUACCGGGUCAAGGGACUUCAACGUCGCCCUGAUUGUGAUACCUCCGGCAACAGAGCCGUUCUGGUGUUUGUCUCCGGAAACGUCACCUAAAAUCUACUUUGAAAACCGGCAGCUGCGGUUGAACACGAUCACCGCGGUUUCACCCAGCUGGAUGGAAUUCGAGCUGGACUCCUUCCUGCCGACGAAGAUGGGUUCCGUGGUGUACAACGAGCGCCGCGAAAUUGUCGGGCUAAUGCAGAAUCCGGCUGGCGAACCAAUUGUGAUGACCAACACCAGUGCUGUGCUGGACUGGAUCGAGUCAGUGGUGUGGAACGAGCAAUGAGAUUCAAAUUUGGUCCUGUACAAUGUACAUAGAAUUAUCUUCGAGUUGCUGCUGAAACUAUAUUGAAAGGACUUCAAAAGUUUUACUUGAACAUUCUUCAAAUUAUUUUAUCCGAUUCUUCCGUAAUUCCAGAGAGCAUGAGACUAAACAUAAAUGACCUUAAAAUUCAUAUAGAACAUGCACAUGAUAUCAUAGAAUAUGAAAUCUCUGUGAAAUUCACAUGAGAGUGUUUGAAGCUCCGAAACCUCCUGAAACGCAUUGAAACUCCUCUGAAACCUCCUGAAAUGCUCUGAACGCUCUGACACGCCUUGAAAUUCACCUGAGAGCCUUUGAAGCCCCCUAAAACCACUCUAAAACUUGCCAACUCGCCCUGAAACGUAUUCAAACGCUUUGCAAUGCUUCUGGAAGCCCAAUGAAACCUCCGUGAAUGUAGUCUCCUCAAACACCUUUCAAAUGUCCUGUCUGUUCGUUUAUUGACUGUGCGAUCGGAGUUGGUAAUAUGUCACAUUUCAAGGAAUGGGAGUGUGUAUUAGUUAUGACUGUGAUCUAUAAUCUGUGUCUAUUGUUAUGGUCUACGUAAUUGCGUAUCCACACUCCCAUUUACUCAUGACCAAAAACGUUAUUUAUACAAGUAAUCAAAAAGUUUUGUCAAGACACAUUUGUUAAAAACCCACUACCAAUAAUAAUUUCCCCCUGAGGAAGACACAAUCCCUGUGUCGAAACGUCGGGUGAAUAAUAAAACUCGUUUUUGCAAUGACGUGGUGAAAGAUUUCACUUUUCAAUGGCCUGAAGUUGCAUGAAACGGCCUACUUUUCACUACCGAUGCAAGUGUGCAGAAAAGUACUACUUUUCGGCACUCUUAUGAGUACUACUUAAACUUUUUAUAUACUGCUCUGUCUUCCGUACAUUCAGCUGCUGCUUCUACAUCCACUGGCAAUCUCGAAUACGAAUCUGGGCGGUUCUUAUUUCGAUUCGGACUGCAGGUCUUGGGAAAAAGCAGCAACUGAAGCAACUUUAGUGAUUUGCUCAUAAAGAACAGUUUCACAAAGCAAGAUCGAUCGUUUAUGAGCGCUUGCACGUUGACGUCAUCAUUAGCUCCUUCUCUUUCUUUGGGGGCAAUGUUUACAAAUCGUAUGAGAUUUCGAUGAGGUUAGGUUUUUGCUGCAAGCCUCCAUAGCCAUAGCCUAUCUGAUUGAAUAAAAACUCAGAUUUAUUAGAUAGUGCCUUUCUCGUCGAAUAUGUACUCAUGAUCUUUCCGUCGACGCAAUCAAUCUUACCUUAGAGUCAGUGAUCAUCCCCAAUUCUCUGUGCUUUGGUAACGGAUGAGAAGGAGGAAAUACUCAUAACAGCGAUCUGGGUCUGUAGCACCUAAGAAUUUCUGAAUUAUGAGAAUACUUUAUUUAGAAUAUCAAGAAUUUUUAUCAAGGUCAUCAUCGAAUUGUAGCACUUAUUCCGACGUUAUGGGCAGAGCUGAAAGUAGCAGUCCUUUCAGAUGACUGCUUGACCAUUUUCACUGAAGGCUGAUUCAUACCAAUAUGACAAUUACUAGCCAGGAUCAAACUUUUUUCACAGAUCACUUUGACAAAGGUUCAUCUGCACACUUUAUGCUAUAUUUUAUUAUCAUUGGUUACAAAAUUAAUGUAGAAUUUGUAAUGUAGUAAUUUGAAUUGCCAAUGCUAUAUCACAUUCAAAUAUCAACCACAUUACAGAGCUCGCCCUCCAGUCGCAUCAAAAUUUUGCGCAGUAAUUUUGGACGCAAAUAAAGAUUUAAAAGAAUGUUCUGGGCUGAUGCGCUUAAUUGUCUAUUAUUCCAUACAACGUUGAUUAAUUCUACUGUAAAUUUACGUCUCAGGAAUCUAAAAUGGUGUAAUUUGAUGAGAUCGAUUUAGUUUUUUUUUAGGUUUUUGGUUCUCUAACACAUAUCUAUCGCUUGCAUUCAUUUAGUUCACUUUCGUAACCCAACGCUGCUUCUGCCAUACCACCGGUAGCUUCUUAUGUAGUCUGAGUAUAUUUUGUAUUGCUAACGAGACCCCUGGAAAUGAUUCCGGAACACUACCUGUAUACUUAAAUGUGAUAUGAGUUAAUGAAAACUGUUAAUCAGGUUACCCGGAACUAAAAACACUACCGGUAGUAACUUCUGCGAACUGUGCCUAUUUUCUUAUUAUCCAUGCAUCAGGUUAAUGAGAAAAAAGCAUUUUGAUGUACCGCAAGC